AUGGUAGGUCACCUACAGCUGCAAGGGAUGGACGAGAGCCUGAAGGAGAAGAGCCGGGAAGGCUUGCUGGACAGCCCGGACUCGGGGCUGCCCCCCAGCCCCAGUCCCCCUUUCUACUCCCUCUCGCCCGGUGACGGCCGAGCUGGGGGCAGCGGCGGUGCGGACCCUCCGGCCCCGGGGCACCGGCGAGAGGCCAAGGACGGCAAAGUGAUGCCUUACCUGCUCCUGAACCCAUCCAUGCAGGAAAUGAGGCCUCGAAUGUACCCUGUGUUUUUUGGAGAAAGCAUUGAGGUCAGCCCUGAGCCCGUGCAGGAAAUCAGGUGCAAUUCCGAGGUGAAGUACGACUCCGAGAAGCAUUAUCGGGAUGACAUCUUCUACGGCCCCAUACCCACCGUCACCACCUACAGUGAGACAGUCAUUGCUGCUCCCAAUUGCACCUGGCGGAACUACAAGUCCCAGCUGAUCUUUGAGCCCCGCCAGAAGCCACUGAGGUUUCAGAGCACAACCAUCAUUUUUCCUAAGCGUGCCAAGAACAUUUACCGGACCACCCUCAACUACAGCUUGGGUUGUGCCAAGCGUUGGUUUGCUUCCAGCGUGCAGCUGGAACUCUGCGAGGAAACCAGCCCAUGCGUCAUCUACAGCGAGACCCUCUGA
Gymnogyps californianus (California condor) is the source of this 654-nucleotide messenger RNA. It is a transcript of the gene RFLNA, whose product is annotated as refilin A. The record is from RefSeq and is a predicted model, not a curated record. The transcript has 3 exons. The coding region runs from base 1 to 654 and encodes 217 amino acids. Lineage: Eukaryota; Metazoa; Chordata; Aves; Accipitriformes; Cathartidae. Gene Ontology annotation, biological process: actin filament bundle organization; negative regulation of bone mineralization involved in bone maturation; negative regulation of chondrocyte development. Gene Ontology annotation, molecular function: filamin binding. Gene Ontology annotation, cellular component: actin filament bundle.